AUGCCCAAAGUAAAUGAUGAAUUCAAAUCUUUAGAAGCACUUGAAAGUGCAGCUAACUUAGCUGCUAAAGUUAACAGAUUUGCUUUCUCAAGAAAAGACAGUAACCUUACUAGACACGAAGAUGAAGUUGCAACUCUUUCUCAGCAUCAUACCAUAAAUUUGACCCAAAAGUGCCUUAUUAUACAAUUACAUGAUAGUAACACACCUACAUGUAUUAUAAUAGCUGCUGCAAACAAGGAUGUUGGUGAUAGAAUAAUUCAUCCAAAAGAUAUCAUAAAUGAACAUGCCUGUAUAAGAUUUGCAUUAAAUGAUGCAGUAAAGGGUUAUUUAACUCUUUUUUUUCAUACUAAAUUAGCAAAAUGUGUUGCCAAAUGUCCUGAAGUUCUUAUUGUAGAUGCUAUCUACAAAACCAACAUUUACAAAUAUCCUCUUGUUAGUACAAUUGGCAUUAAUAAUAUUUGCAAUAAGAAAGUUGUGUUGGCAUCUUACCAGAUUGCAAUGUCUUGGAUAAAAGACGAAACUGAAAUGAAGAAAAAAUUCCAGUUAUUAAAUGCAGUAAAGAAAGCUGCUGAAAAAGCUCAUGAUCCUAAAAAGGCCAUAUCAUAUAUUUAG
Cetraspora pellucida is the source of this 612-nucleotide messenger RNA. Lineage: Eukaryota; Fungi; Glomeromycota; Glomeromycetes; Diversisporales; Gigasporaceae. The record is from the annotation of a GenBank genome assembly.